AUGGUCGACUACAGCAAGUGGGAUAAAAUGGAAGUCUCGUCCUCGGAGGACGAAGAGGCGAGCCCUUCGCGGCCGCGCGUGCGGCGCUUCGAGGAGAAGCAGCGCGUCACGCUCGGCCCCGAAGGCUUGUCCAUCGAAGGCCAGGAGGAGACGCGGCCGCCGCGGAAGAAACUCGAAGAACUUGACUACGACGACGAAGACAUCGACCUGGAAGGCGACACCGCUGCAGAGGAGGCCUUCGAAGACGCGCACGAGUGGCCUCGGUGCGGGCAUCUGCCGCAGUCGCCCAGCGGCUCCUCCACCCAUGACGCGAGAGCGGGAAUCGGCCUCGCGCCCGCCCCUGCGGCGGAGCCCGCGGGCGCCGGCUCGAGUGCAUCUGCAGCUCGCGCGGCGCAGAGGAGAGACGAAACGCUUCUGAUCGAGAAUGGAGGCGUCGUGGAGGGCCGGUACUUCUGGAGUCAGACGCGCCACGAAGUCGUCGUCGACGUUCUUCUGCCAAAAGGCGCGCGAGGAAAGGACUUGAAGGUCGAGCUCCGCACAGACAGUUGCUGCUGUACGUACAAGGGGACCGCGGUGCUCAGUGGGGCCUUCCCGCACACCAUCGAGGAAGACGAGGACAUGUGGUUUUGGGAACUCGUCGAGAAAAAAAUCAACUGGAAACGACUUGCGAGGCUCGCUGAGAAAGUUAACUCGGGGCGAGACGCAGAGGGUCGGCAAGGAGACUCGAAACCCGCAGACGCAAAGGACAGCGAGGACGGGAGGCAGCAGGAAGGCGCAGAGAAAUCUGAAGGAAAACCAGAGGACGAAGGCGAAGACGAAGUUGCACCCUUCUUAGAACUCAGUCUGAGAAAGAAACCUGAAGUCGCCGGCACCUACGUCUGGUGGAACUGCGUCGUCAAGGGCGACCCCUGCGUGGAUGUCGAGAAGCUGCCAGGACGCGCUGCGAAGGAGACGACCACGCAGAGCUUCAAAGAGGCGUGGGAGAAGGCGCACCAGAUGUUCCUGGAGAAACUCAAGAACGAGCGUCGCGAGCCGAUGGAAAUCUAA
This is a messenger RNA of Besnoitia besnoiti, 1047 nucleotides long. RefSeq lists its product as uncharacterized. NCBI's taxonomy places the organism in Eukaryota, Apicomplexa, Conoidasida, Eucoccidiorida, Sarcocystidae. The coding region runs from base 1 to 1047 and encodes 348 amino acids. The transcript is spliced from 2 exons. The record is from RefSeq and is a predicted model, not a curated record. Gene Ontology annotation, biological process: protein folding. Gene Ontology annotation, cellular component: cytoplasm.